Molecule: messenger RNA, 744 nt
Organism: Chrysochloris asiatica (Cape golden mole)
Lineage: Eukaryota; Metazoa; Chordata; Mammalia; Afrosoricida; Chrysochloridae
Gene: TMEM33
Product: transmembrane protein 33
Exons: 7
Coding region: 1-744 (247 amino acids)
Biological process (GO): endoplasmic reticulum tubular network organization; membrane organization
Cellular component (GO): endoplasmic reticulum; membrane
Source: RefSeq, a predicted model, not a curated record
AUGGCAGAAACGGCCCCCAAUGGCCCCCAAGGGGCUGGCGCAGUGCAAUUUAUGAUGACCAAUAAAGUGGACACAGCCAUGUGGCUUUCUCGCUUGUUCACAGUUUACUGCUCUGCUUUGUUUGUUCUGCCUCUUCUGGGGUUGCAUGAAGCAGCAAGCUUUUACCAACGUGCUUUGCUGGCAAAUGCUCUUACUAGUGCUCUGAGGCUGCACCAAAGAUUACCACACUUCCAGUUAAGCAGAGCAUUCCUGGCCCAAGCUUUGUCAGAGGACAGCUGCCACUACCUGUUGUAUUCCCUCAUCUUUGUCAACUCCUACCCGGUUACAAUGAGUAUUUUCCCUGUCUUGUUAUUCUCUUUGCUUCAUGCUACCACAUAUACUAAAAAGGUCCUUGAUGCAAAGGGUUCCAAUAGUUUGCCUCUACUGAGAUCUGUCUUGGAUAAACUAAGCACUAACCAACAGAAUAUUCUGAAAUUCAUUGCUUGUAAUGAGAUUUUCUUGAUGCCUGCUACAGUUUUUAUGCUUUUUAGUGGUCAAGGAAGUUUACUACAGCCUUUUAUAUACUACAGAUUUCUUACUCUUCGGUAUUCCUCUAGAAGAAAUCCAUAUUGCCGGACAUUGUUUAAUGAGCUGAGGAUUGUUGUUGAACACAUAAUAAUGAAACCUGCUUGCCCGCUGUUUGUGAGAAGACUUUGUCUCCAGAGCAUCGCCUUUAUAAGCAGACUGGCACCCACAGUUGCAUAA